Messenger RNA from Macrobrachium nipponense, 5046 nucleotides. Its product is annotated as neuroligin-4, X-linked-like. Lineage: Eukaryota; Metazoa; Arthropoda; Malacostraca; Decapoda; Palaemonidae. Bases 848 to 3637 code for a protein of 929 amino acids. The transcript is spliced from 7 exons. Gene Ontology annotation, biological process: synaptic vesicle endocytosis; chemical synaptic transmission; neuron cell-cell adhesion. Gene Ontology annotation, molecular function: signaling receptor activity; neurexin family protein binding. Gene Ontology annotation, cellular component: plasma membrane; postsynaptic membrane; synapse. The record is from RefSeq and is a predicted model, not a curated record.
CCAUCAGCCUCUGGACGGGAGAGGUCUCGUCGGAGCUCCGCGUCAACGUUUCCGAAAUUUGUGAGGUCCCGAUCGUACUUCUUCCGCCAUUUUGGAUAAAUUCCCUUCUUGGACGCGACUCCCGACGGAAACUGUUGACCGUCGGAUGUGUCGGUGGGCCAAUGGAGUGACACUCGCCCAAAGGAGAGAGGGCCAGACAGACGAACAAAAGAAGGUUCCGUCUCUCUCGGCUUAUAGGGCCGUGUGUGUCAGUGUGCGCUAUCGUUUCCAUUUGUGAUGAGGUUGGAAAAAUAGAUGACGAGAGGAGACUACUUAUAUAUGUGCCGUGGUGGUGUUGCCCUGCCAGUGAUGAAGUGUUUUGUGUGUUGUGCGUGUGUGCGCGUUUGAGCAAAACGGGUUUGAAAAUGUGUGAAAUCUGAAUCAAUAACAGUAUGAAUUUGUGAUCGCGUUUGAAGAGACUGCAAAUGAUAAAUGUAUUGAAACUGAAAGUGAUUUUUUUUAUCUGUCCUGGAUAUCACCGUCCCUCAGUGCCAGUGAUUAAAGACUGCUAAUUAGAGAGAAGAUACACCAAGGUUCCCAGAGUGAUCGUCCCGAAGGAAUUUGCAGUCUUCUAGUGAUUGAAUGUCUCACACUCACGCCCAUUUCCCCACGCCCUUCUUGGUCUGGUCCAGCCCAUAUUCUUGAGGGCCUCCCCACCAGUAGGAUCCCGCGUCCAUGCACCCAUGCAACAUGCAACGGGCAGCAGCAGGUGGAGGAGGUGAUCUUGGGCUGGAGACGACUCCCUGGACUUCAAAAACGAGGCGACACAGGAAUCCUUUGGCACACGCACGCGCCCUCGGGAGGCACCAUGAAGCUACACGAGGUGGCCCUGGUCCUAGCACUCUUCUUGGCCACGGCGGGGCACCACCCUGCUAGUGGGGAGCAGCGCAGCCCUCGCGUCGUCACGACCAAGUACGGCCAGCUGAGGGGUGUCAUCAAGUCGCUUCUGAACAAGCGCCUGCGGCCGGUCGAGAUCUUCCUGGGCGUGCCCUACGCGGCGCCUCCGGUUGGGAAGAAGAGGUUCAGCCCGACCAAGACGCCCACGCCCUGGAGUGGGGAACGCAUUGCGGAUCAGUAUGGCCCCGUCUGUCCGCAACACCUUCCGGAGCUCUGGGGGGAGGAGGCGGAGGCCACCAUCCCGAGGGACCGGCUCCUGCAUUUGCGCCGUCUGGCCAAUUAUCUGACGCAUCAAGCGGAGGACUGUCUGUACCUCAAUGUCUACGUACCCUCCUUAGUCGCUGACAUGAGCGGACACCGAGCCCUGCCGGUGCUGGUCUUCAUCCACGGGGAGAGCUUCUUGUGGGGCGCCUCUAAUUCCUACGACGGGUCUGUGAUAGCCGCCUACAGUGAAGUCAUCGUUGUCACUCUUAAUUACCGCCUGGGACCCUUGGGAUUCCUGAACACCAACUCUGACCUGAGCGACCGUAGGCACGUCGCCAACCACGGCCUGCUUGACCAGAUCGCGGCGCUCCACUGGAUCCAGGAGAACAUCGGGGCCUUCGGGGGCGACCCCGGAAGCGUGACCCUCAUGGGGCACGGCACAGGGGCCGCCAGCAUCAACUUCCUGAUGAUUUCGGCAGCCGUGACCCCGGGACUCUUCCACCGGGCCAUUCUGAUGUCCGGGUCAGCACUGAGUUCGUGGGCGACCGUGACGACGCCCCUGCAGUACGCCCUGCAGUUCGGCCACGCCCUCAACUGCACGGGCGACCUGCUGCUGUCGCAGCAAGAGCAGCAAUCCAUCUCGACGAGGGAGCUGGACCAGAUGGUGCUGUGUCUGAAGGAGAAGCCCCUGGACGAGAUCCAGGCCGUGAACAUCGCCGCGCCCCAGUUCCUCCACGCCUUCGGCCCCAGCAUCGACGGCAUUGUCAUCAAGAGCGACUUCCGGACGAAGCUCCGGAAGACCGCGGACGACUUUACCAAGGAGUACGACCUGCUCUUCGGCGUCGUUCCCCACGAGUCGUACAACGACUUCAACCAGGAGGACCUGAGGCAGGGAAUCAGCCUGGAUCGCAGGGACCGGAUCUUCCGGACUAUGAUCCGCAACUCGUACGACUACCACCUGAACGAGGUCUUCAUCUCCGUCGUGAACGAAUACACCUACUGGGAGGAGCCCGAGGAGCACCCGUUCCUGACGAGGGACGCGACGAUGAGCGCCCUCAGUGACGGGCGCUACGUGGCUCCGCUGCUGGUCACCGCAAAUAACUUGAGGAUCGGGGAUAAAAAUCAGUAUUUUUACGUGUUCGACUACACGCCCUCGAAGAACGAUAUAGCCCGUACUGUGAACGGGGCAGUACACGGGGACGAGCUGCCCUUCGCAAUGGGAGCGCCACUUGUAGGAGAACUAGGCGUCUUCAAAGGCAACUGGAGUCGCCAGGAUGAACUUCUGUCGGAGGCGUUCCUCACCUACAUCACAAAUUUCGUCAAAACAGGAAACCCAAACUUCAAACCUGGACAAGAACUAAACGUAAUUCUGAGAGAUAAACUCAAAUUCAAGAACAUUGACUGGGAAAAGUAUGACCCGGUAUACCAAAAGUACUUACGAAUUGAGUCACUACAGAGCCCACCAGAUUUGUGGACGUGGCUAGUUCCCGAAAUGCAGCAGGUAGGUCGUCGCGAGUUCCUGACUCUCCUGGAAGACCCAGAGGAGAGCAGCAUCCCAGUCAGCAAGGAGCAACUGCAGGAGUUAUCCGUUUUGCAUCAUCUGUUCUUGCAACAUGAUUCUCCCGAGCUCUAUUCAGGAGUAGUCCGGCCACUUCACCACAUGGCCGGGCACUACAUCGUGCCCACAUCCACAACCACCAUGGCACCUCCUUCGACGAACAUCCCUCCAAGACUCUACCAGCUCUACACAACUCAUCGAUCUGCCCAGCACAGAGACUACAACUUCCAGCCUGUGGUUCCUAUGAAUGCCACUGCGCAUGUACAGCCUACGAUGCUUGAAGGUGUUGGGUACGUGUCGUAUUCAACAGCUCUUUCGGUGACGGUUGCCAUUGGCGUUUCUUUGUUACUCCUGAAUGCUCUGAUCUUUGCUGGCGUUUACUACAGAAGAGACAGGCGGCAGGCGGGAGACAAAAAGGAGCAGCAGAGUCAACAUGACAGCCAAAGUAGCAGUGAGCAGCACCUUCCUGGCAUCAGCUCAGUCUUUGGACCAAAUUUGGGGUCGGUGAGUAACGUCGACAUAGCCAAGACCUUCUCCACUGCUACGCCUAGGCCAGUUCCAUCCUCCCCACUCUCUUACUCACCGGAGGUCACUCACAUUUCCGAAUGUCCUCCAGCAUUUGCAGAUAUAGCCCCUUGCGAGGAGAGCAACAGCCAAUACAAUGUACCACCCUCGAUACCCCUAAACGUAGCCAAUGGCGGUGCUCAGGCUUUAGGGGUACCUGGAGGAGGGGGUGGUACUCCUCAGCAGCAGUACCAACAACAGAAGCUUUCUGAAGAGCACCAACAGCAGCAGCAGCAGGCUAGGCACUACAUGGGCAUCCCUCCUCCACAUUCAGUAGUGCAGCUGGGCCCCUCCGAGUCCCAGCCACUGUUGCCAAUCAAUAUGCCUUCUCCCCCCCAUAAAAAGGUACCCCCAUACGACGAGCUGAGGGUAUGAUGGCGGCGCCCUCUGGUGACUGUGUUAUCUUCUGCCGAGCACUUGCAUGGUGAACCCCCUCUCCCUUACGUCCUCCCAGAUAAUCACCAGCACGCCCAAGUCGUGGACUACUACGGAGGCGCUUUCCAGGACACCCACGACUGGACCACUUCGCUCUCCAGCACCAGUUCCGAUUUGGCCAUAAUACACACGGACACCAGUGGCAGCAGCUCGUCGACUUGGCCCAGGAAGUCCCACGAAGCUCGGCAGUCGUUACCAGAGGGUCAGUUACCGAGUACCGAAAAAUUGUCGCCAGGAGCUCAGAUAGAACAGCAUCAAGUGUAGAAAGAAGACUAUCAAAGUACCGAUGUUAAAAAGGUGCAAAAUUGUCGCUAGGAGCUCAGAUAGAACAGUGUCAAUAGUAGAAACAAGACUAUCAAAGUACUGUUGUUAAAAAGGUGUAAAAUUGCCACCAGGAGCUCAGAUAGAACAGCAUCAAGUGUAGAAACAAGACUGUCAAAGUACCGAUGUAAAAAAGAUUCAAAAUUGUCUGCAGGAGGUCAACUAGAAAAGCAACAAGUGUAUAAACAAGACUUUGCAAGUUCUGUUGUCAGUGAAUUUUAAUAAAUAUGUUGUGUGAUAUUAUGAAACCUACACAUUUCUCCUUUAUUUACAUCAAAAUGGACCGAAAGUGGGGAAAAGUGGCAUGAGCUAGUAAAAUCGUUUUAUCACCAUUAUCACUUUCCUUGCGAAGAAUAGUAAGACACAAAAGAUCCAUUGAGGUCGCUUCAGCAUAUCAACCUAUGUUGCUGACACGGUGUACGUAGAAUACAUGUGUUCUCUUUCUCGAAGCCAAAUUAAACCCUUUUAGUACAGUUUCAUAUCGUAAACGAAACAUUCGGUGUUAAGCAGAUGGUGAUCAUGACGAAGGAGUGUCUGUGGAAACGUUUCGUUUAAUUCCUUGUAGAUAAGUUUGUGGUGAUUCUGUAGAACAAAAACUGAGGAAUGUGAAAAUGGAAGCAACUUUCAUGAAAGAUUAAACGAGGAUAUUUAACAUAAUAAAGUAUUCAUUCAAGAAGUUAAAAGAUAAACAAUUAACUGCUCGUGUACGUUCUCUUAUCAUGGGUAAGAUACUGGGCAUUAGACGAAUUUAAAAAGAUAAAAAAAGAGACUAUAGAAACAGGGGCUUCCUUGUUAUAUAUAUAUGUGUAUAUAUUUGUGUGUAUAUAUAUACUUAUUUUCAAGAUACUCACCAUUUAUGUAUUGUCGUGUUUGAUACUUUUCUUGAAUUACUCUGUACAAAAAAAAUGUUUUAUAUAUAUGAAUAUAUAUAUGUAAGUAUUACAUGUAAGUAACAGUGUAUAAAUAGUAGAAGAUUAUAUAGUGGAGUAAUGGCAACUGUUUUUUUGAAAUGAAAUUUGCUAAAUAUU